CUUGAUGUUCUGCUGCUUGAUGCUAUUCGGUGUAUGUUGAUCUAAACGCUGAUUAAGGGCUUGGAUUGGCUUCAGCAUCAAGCUAACUGCUAAAAGAACUCCAAAAUAAUCUUUCAUUGGCAAUUUCAUUUACUUAGAGUUCUAUUAGUUAUCCUUAAUCGCAUUGUGAACCACAUUUCUAUUUGAAUUUCUCGUCCUUGAACCAUGUUUACUAUUCUGCCGGGUAUUCUGGUUGCUUUGCUCUACCUCGGCGUCUCUCAAGGUGCCAUGCCCUCUGCCACGAAAAGCAAAUACGAAACGUACCUAAAGGAGUUUGACAACCAACGAGGACAAAACCCUGGUAACGCACAAUUCGAAGCCAAUAAAAAAGGCGCCAUUUUGUUUAUGAAGUCCAAGUUUGAAGCUGCUGGUCUGACUGUUCAUCUGCAAAACUUCUCCUCGACUGACACGAACAAUGGGAAGGCAGUAAAUGGUACCAAUUUGAUAGCCGUACUACCAGGACAAGCAUAUAAAACUGCUCAAGAUGAAGUGGUUGUUCUCGCAGCACACGUAGAUACGUAUGGAACUGGUGCUGGAGGGGUGAACAAUGACGGUACCGGACUGGUUGGAUUACUUGCUAUUGCUGAAGAUCUAGCAGGUUCAAAAAAAUGCACCCUAAAGAACAGCAUAAUCUUCGCAGCGUUUGAUCUCUCUGAGACUGGUGGGAGUUAUACGUUCUGCAACAGGAGUUGUGGAAGUGUGGAGUUCCUGAAAAACAAGGCAACUUAUAUUGGCAGCGGGAAAAUAAAGCUAGCCAUGGUGAUGGACUGUAUUGGUAGCUUUGAUAAAAGUGACAAAUCACAAGUUUUUUCGCAAUCAAUGGAGAAAAAUUUUCAUAAUAUCGUCCUUGAGGAAGCACUGACAGACUAUUGGGGUGACUUCCUCGCCAUUACUGGAAGAAGUGAUGAUGGAGUUUAUCUGCAAGAAUUUGAAAGGUUUUACAAAGCCAACAAAGUCCAGCAUGAUUUCAGAGUGCUCGCUUUCCAGUGGAACAUCAAAGGUGUUCCAACUUCCCAGAACCGGUCAAACCUGAUUAGCGGGUUUAAGGGCGGAGAUCACAUGAGUUUCUGGGAUGCUGACAUCAAUACAAUACUGUUGACUGAUACAUGUUACAAUCGUGGCUACAUGAAGGAUACUUGCAAGGAUGAUAAGACUUGUGACACAAUUAGCAAACUGUCUGCAACCCGUUAUGAAUUCAUGUACUCGGCUGUGUAUUCUGCUAUGAGGGUCACCAAGAAUCUGACUUGCACAGGCGCAUGCGCAAUGUGUUCUCCUUAUGCGGACUGCAAGAACAAUACCUGUAUCUGUAGAACUGGUUUUACCGGAAAUGGCGUCACUUGUACGGCAAUCCCGUGCGCUAGUUGCUCACCUUAUGCUGUCUGCCAGAACGAUGUGUGUGUCUGCAAAGCAGGUUAUACCGGAGAUGGCAACACGUGUAAAAAAGUAAAUUCAGGCAGUUCACUCGCUUCACCACAUCAGCUCCUGAUUUCAACCUUUGUACUCCUGUCUUUGGUUGUUCUUCUGAGUAACGCAUUCCUGUACAAAACCGUGUAAUGUCCUUCGCCAUACUGUUGCCAAACCCUGACUCUAUACUGAUAAUAAGGAAUCACUCAUAAUUUAUGGUUGGGGAGGGAGGGGGGGGGAGGUAUGUAGAUUUAAGGGGGAAUACGUAGCCUCCUCCGAAGUUAAUUUUUGCCUUAGCCGUGGAUGGGGUUCCUGUGGAGAUUUCGAAGUCAAAGGAAGUCUGGGCCCGGUUGCAUAAAGCUCUCUUAAGAUAAGAGCAUCCGUAAGUAUUGUUCCAAGCCUACUAAGACAAUACUUACGAGUGUUUUUAAGCUUUUUUUAUAUUAAGAGAGCUUUAUGCAACUGGGCCCUGGACAGGAGACGUGUUUCAACACAGGGAACCCAAAAGGAAAACAGUCAGUCUAAUAGCGAAGGCUGUGAAGUGAGGAGGCUAACUUCGGGGGGUUCGACCUUUCAAUUAACGUUUUUGCACAAGCUAUAGAGGGGCAUAAUGAUUUUAGGUUUGUAAAGAGAAGGAACUAAAAUUCACAUUCCCCCUAACCCCAACAUAUAAAUUAUUAAGUGAUUCUACAAUCUUUUUAAAAUAUAUCCUGCUUUGGUUCAUAAGCCAAUAGAGAAGUUUCACAGGCGCCAGGGCAAAAACAAAAUUAUGUUGGAAAAUAUUGUAUUGUUCCGAGGUUGAGAAAGGAACUGGGUCGAGUUGGCAUUGCUGUUUAUUGUGUGACUGUAGUACGGGACAUAUUCUCAAGUUGAUAUAUAUUCUGUUCCCUAAAACGGGCCAAAAAUGCACUGUAAUGCAAACUCGACCAAGGUUUUUCCUCGACCUCGGAACUGUUUCAAAAUAGAGUUUAAGAUUCUCGUGACGGCAAACGUGAAACAUCAGUUGACCAUUAAAAAAAUCUUUAAAAUUAGUGAAAAGGAAUCGGGAAAAGUCUCCAAGUAGUAGAUAAACAAAAGAAUACUUGUCUCUGUCGAGAAGGUUUGCAAAAGGUAAAGUGAAAUGCAGGAAAACGAUGAAAACGUGGUCAUGUUUGCCGUUUGCGGGAAGGAAAAUCUGGAAUCUUUUAAUCCGAAGCUCCUUGUUUGUGAUUGUUAUCUUGCACACUUAAGGCAUGAUCAUGGUAUGCAUAGCUGAAAACAUACAUCGGUGUACGUACUCGAUGAUCAUGCAUAUUCAGUUGUCGUCUCAUUAAAUUAUUAUUGGUUGUAAAAUUUAAUUUUAAUUUUUCAAAAGACUUGAUUUUUAUCCGGCUAUUGAUAAGACAACUAAUUUUUAUUAAAGGAAUAAUCUUAACCUACUUGAA
Molecule: messenger RNA, 2867 nt
Organism: Actinia tenebrosa (Australian red waratah sea anemone)
Lineage: Eukaryota; Metazoa; Cnidaria; Anthozoa; Actiniaria; Actiniidae
Biological process (GO): proteolysis
Molecular function (GO): metalloexopeptidase activity
Source: RefSeq, a predicted model, not a curated record